This is a messenger RNA of Sceloporus undulatus (fence lizard), 1236 nucleotides long. It is a transcript of the gene FOXB1, whose product is annotated as forkhead box B1. The transcript has 2 exons. Gene Ontology annotation, molecular function: DNA-binding transcription factor activity, RNA polymerase II-specific; RNA polymerase II cis-regulatory region sequence-specific DNA binding. NCBI's taxonomy places the organism in Eukaryota, Metazoa, Chordata, Lepidosauria, Squamata, Phrynosomatidae. Gene Ontology annotation, biological process: cell differentiation; anatomical structure morphogenesis; regulation of transcription by RNA polymerase II. The record is from RefSeq and is a predicted model, not a curated record. The coding region runs from base 94 to 1167 and encodes 357 amino acids.
GCAACCCUUAAGGCUCUCUCCGGUGCGGACGCGAAUCCGGUUUCGUCCCGGAUGCGGAGCGCUACCCGGCUGGGAGUUUUUUAAGCUCUCAGGAUGCCCCGUCCGGGACGCAACACCUACAGCGACCAGAAGCCGCCUUAUUCCUACAUCUCUUUGACGGCGAUGGCGAUCCAGAGCUGCCCAGAGAAGAUGCUCCCUCUGAGCGAGAUCUACAAGUUCAUCAUGGAGCGCUUCCCUUACUACCGGGAGAACACGCAGCGCUGGCAGAACUCCCUCCGCCACAACCUCUCCUUCAACGACUGCUUCAUCAAGAUCCCCCGGAGGCCCGACCAGCCGGGAAAAGGAAGCUUCUGGGCCCUGCAUCCCAGCUGCGGAGACAUGUUCGAGAACGGAAGCUUCCUCCGCAGAAGGAAGCGCUUCAAGGUCCUCAAGGCUGACCCCUUGACCGCUUCCGGGAAGCCCUCCGAAGCCGUGGCCGCAGCUGCAGCUGCUGCAGCCACUGCCCAGUACUUGCAGCAGCAGGCCAAACUCCGUCUGAGUGCCUUGGCAGCAGCUGCAUCUUCAUCCUCCUCGUCCUCUGGGGCAGCCCCCCACUUGGGUCCAUCCAUGGGGGGCCCCUAUGCCUUGGCCUCCCCGCCUUCCAGCUUCAAGCACCCCUUUGCCAUCGAGAACAUCAUCGCCCGAGAGUACAAGAUGCCCGGAGGACCCACCGCAGGAGGACUGGCCUUCCCAUCAUCCAUGCAACCCAUGGCCGGGGCGUACCCCCUUUCCAACCAGUUGGCCGCCACCGCCUGGCCCCACAUGUAUGGCACUGGGGCCAUGCUGGACCCCACCAUGGCUGGAACUGGGCAUGGAGACUACGGAGGCCACUAUGGGGUGCCUCUGAAGCCCCUCUGCCAUGGGGCUGGGGGCAGUGGAGGCGGGGUUGGGGGCCUAGGGGUUGGGGGUCCCACUCUGCCGGCCAUCCCGGUCCCCAUCAAGGCCACGGUGCCCUCCUUGCCUGCCCUGCCAGCCCCAAUCCCGGCCAUCCUCUCCACCUCGGCCCCUUCGCUCAGCCCCACCGCGGCCUCCCAGACGGCGGCCUCCAGCCAAAGCAGCCCCGCCACCCCCAGCGAGACCCUCACCAGCCCCGCUUCAGCCCUCCACGGCCCCGUUGCAGUCCACUGACCUACGGACACAGACAGGGGACCCCCGCCCUGCCCCAUAACAAGGCUCUCCUGGGCCCAUAACCCCUCU